UUCCGUAAGACUUCGGGGAGCGAAACUGUGAGAAUAAGCAAUAGUGUAAAUUACACUGCAAUACGACUCCGGGAGGCUAAAAGUUCUCAAUAUUGAGUGACGUAUAGAAGAAGAGGUUUAUAUAUUUUUCCUCAAAGAGUUUCGUUAUUGCUCAGCGGUUAAAUGAAGCCCCUAUCAGCAGAAAAAAAGCAGAUUUCCACAGUCUCCUGCCGCAGCAGCUUGCGGACGUUACAAUAACUACACAGUACCUGCUGUCCCUUGUUGCGGUCCGUAGUGCUUUAAUCUUUCCCUAAACAGAAACAUUUCGCGUCACUGUGUCCCAUACGACCGCGAUCGCGUUUGCCAGAAAUGUUUCCGAGAAGCACGGCUCUGAAUUUAAAAUGACUGAAAGCGUCUUGGAGGAAGGGCUUGGAGAUACAGCCCGACAGCCAUUGCUUGGAAACCCGGACGCCUCAGUCCGGAAGAAUGGGAGGAAUUUUGAUGAAGAAGAUGGGCAAACCAGAUUCUCCUAUGAAGAAGCGGUUGAAGAAACAGGGUUUGGUCUGUUCCACGGUGCUCUGUUGGUAGUGUGCGGAUGGGCCAAUGCCAGUGAUGCAGUGGAGAUCCUUUGCGUUUCUUUCCUGUUGCCUACGGCACGCUGCGACCUGCUGCUCAGCUCCUCCGACAUGGGGCUGCUCACGGCCAGCAUCUUUCUAGGGAUGAUGGUUGGGGGUUAUGUGUGGGGCUACCUGGCUGACCAAAGGGGGCGCCGCAGAGUCCUCGUUCUCUCACUGACUGUGAAUGGUGUUUUUGGAGCACUGGCAAGUCUGGCUCCUAUGUUUUGGCUGUUUCUUCUGCUGCGUUUCGUCAGUGGUGUUGGGGUUGGAGGCUCCAUUCCAGUCAUCUUCUCCUACUUCUCCGAGUUCCAGGCACGCACCCGGAGAGGAGUUAUGAUCAGCGCCUUAGCCACUUUCUGGAUGGCCGGAAACAUACUAGCAGCAGGCUUGGCUUGGCUGGUGAUUCCAAGCACUUCCCUGAGUUUCCAGCUGGGGUCUCUGCAGUUCCAGAGCUGGAGGUUGUUUGUGGUGCUGUGCUCCAUCCCCAGCCUCUCCUCGGCUCUUGUGUUUGGACUGGUUAUGCCGGAGAGUCCCAAGUUCCUUAUGGAGGCUGGACGAGAAGCUGAAGCCAUCGCAGUCUUUCAGAAGAUGUUUAUGUUCAAUCACAGAGGCGAUACCAAGCCUUUUCCGUGGCAUUCUUUGGUAUUGCAGCAGAUGGAGCUUCCCCUUGAGAUAUCAGGAUUACGCAUUGUUUCUGGAUCUCAUAAAGAACACGUAGUGCCCAACACAAAACUACGCAGGCUCAUCCACACACUUAAAGAGGGCUUGAGUCCCAUUGGCAAACUCUUUACUACCCCACUAACAUCACGGAGUGUCAUUCUCUUUGUCAUAUUCUUCAGCAUAUCAUUUGGGUAUUACGGCCUCUGGAUGUGGUUUCCAGAGCUGUUCAAGAGGACAGAGGAUGGAGGCUCCCCUUGCUCCAACGUGUCCCGUUCCUCCAGUGUUCACCCUGAGAACCACACCUGUUAUCCUGUCCAAACUGCAGUGUAUAUGGAGGGCUUUGUCACAGCUGCUGCCAAUCUGCCAGGCAACAUCCUUACCAUCCUGCUAAUGGACAGUGUGGGAGGAAAGGUCUUAAUUUCCUUUAGCCUGCUGGUGUCAGGAGUUAGUGUCUUCUUCAUCUGGUUGGUGAAGACCAAGCUGCAGAGCCUGGCCAUGUCGUGUUUGUUCAGCGCUGUCUCCGUCAUCUCAUGGAAUGCGCUGGAUGUCAUUGGUGUGGAGCUCUACCCCACACAGCUGAGGUCUUCAGCUCUUGGGUUCUUCACCGGUGUGGGCCGAGUGGCAGCCAUUCUUGGCAACCUGGUGUUUGGUCAACUCUUGGACACCAGCUGUGCUAUUCCAAUCCUGCUGGUGGCAGCUCUCUUAUUCAGUGGAGGACUUUCAGCAAUACUGCUGCCUCGGACCCUACAAACAGAGCUCACAUGAAGACCAAGAACCUGCAACCCUUGACUUCAGACUUUUGCCUUCAGUAAAAACACCUGGACCCUUUGCUUUAUACUGUAGGUUUUGUAUUCUGUAAUAAAACUUGUUUUAUUUGUA
Messenger RNA from Lepisosteus oculatus (spotted gar), 2135 nucleotides. RefSeq names its product synaptic vesicle glycoprotein 2 (gene sv2). The record is from RefSeq and is a predicted model, not a curated record. Gene Ontology annotation, cellular component: membrane. Gene Ontology annotation, biological process: transmembrane transport. Lineage: Eukaryota; Metazoa; Chordata; Actinopteri; Semionotiformes; Lepisosteidae. Gene Ontology annotation, molecular function: transmembrane transporter activity.